AUGGCGCCCUUUACGGAAGCCUGGAAGGCUGCCGUAGAAGCUGAGAAGGGGCUUCUACAAUGCUUCUCACAGGAACGUCGCACCUUCGAUGAAUUCGAGCAUUACCUGGCCGAAUUCCGGACAUCAUGCCAAAACGCACUACUCUUUGACUUCAAUGCCGCCCGUGAGGCCGACGUGGAGGUUCGGUUGUGGGAUGCGCAUUUGAAAGUGAACAAUCGGUUCCGCAAGCAGCUGCUUCGCUUUCGCGAAGAGCACGGCAAGAAGAAACCGGUCGAAAGACGGAAACUCGAACGUCAUUACCUCGAUUUUAUCAAGUCCAGCCAGCGGUUCUACAGGGGAUUCAUCCAGCAUUUAGCCUCCCGCUUUGGGGGAAUUCUUGAGCUGGAGAGAGUUGCGCGCAAGUUCAAUUUUGAGAACCUGUCCGGCCAACCUCCCAUCAAGCCCUCCGGCGAACUGCGCACACUCAUUAUUCAAUCGUGUCACUCGACCCUCAUUCGUCUAGGAGACCUCUCCCGUUAUCGUGAAUCAGAACUCGUCAGCAAAGAUCGAAAUUGGGGCCCUGCUAUUGGCUAUUAUGAUUUGGCAUCUGUGAUCAAACCAGCAUCUGGUGCAUCUCAGAAUCAGCUAGCGAUCAUAGCUCUGGCUGAUGGAAACCAUCUUCGUGCCAUGUAUCAUCUCUACAGAGCUCUCUCGGCGCAGGAACCCCAUCCUGCGGCCAAGGGCAACCUGGAACUCGAAUUUCGAAAAAUCAUGACCGCCUGGGCAAAAAAGGAAUUGAUCCGCCCCGAAGAUGCUGGUAUUCCCGGUAGAGCAUUGACACCAUGGUUUCUUUAUCUUCACGCCAAAUGCUACAAAGGCACUGACUUUCCAGAGCAUGAUGAGCUCGAGAGCGAGGUUCUCAGUCAAUUAGGAGUUGAAAUAAGAGAAAGAUCACUCGAAGGCACACUUCAGAAGUUCUGUCUCAUCAACAUCGCGGCCGAGGAUUAUGCCAACUACCGUUCUACCAGUAUGCGUGACCACAUUGCUGCUACUUUCGUUGAGCCUAUGCUGACCUGUCUCUCAGAGGAGUCUGUGUCUGACGCGCGCGUUUUCUUCCAGCGAAUUAACGUCAAAACGUUCUUUACCUUGCUCCAAAUCCUUCUGGCUGAGCUAGAAAGAACAGCCUCCUUUGAAGAUUUAGGCAAAGACUCACUUCCGAGCCCAGACAAAGUUUCCGUGGUAGCACGUCGGAUUCUGCCUGCACUUCGCCAUUACAGUUCCUGGCUACUUGCGAACAAGCAAUCUUUGAUCGAUCAAAAGGAAGAGAAAGAUUCAGCACUCUCGAUCCAGAUCAAGGAGUUCUGGAAGAUCUACGCCAGCACACUGAGCUUGAUCGCAUCCUCCUUUGACAUAGCCAGCCUUCCUCAAAUUGACUACUUGUUGGAAGAAGACGAGGAAAGCCUUGGUUUUGCGCCUUUGGAUCAAGAGGCUACUAACCGUCGAUACGUUUCAGAGAGUGCUCAGCCAAAACCUCGCAUGCUCGACCUUGGAGUAGAAAGAAGCCACCCUAACAUGGAAAUGCUCUAUCGAAUCCGCGAUUUCGUGAUUGAUGGACUUUACUUGGUUUUGGAAGGUAAAAUCCCGGUUGCCCUUGUAAGAAAUGGCGAAGACAGGAAGACUUUCAUCUAUAAGGAGGAGGAUCUACCAUCGCAAUUCUUCUCCAGCCCCGACGACCGAAACCAUGAGCUUUCGGCUGGAAACAUUGAGCGCGAGGAUAUUCCACAGGCCCCUCAACAUCCCUACUCUGCCGCUGAAGCCCAAAGUCUGUUUGGUGGCUCUCAAUCGGCAUCGGCAUCUAUGUCUGCAAACAUGCACCAAAUUGUUGAGGGUGUUGAGCGACUGGUGGAUUCGGAUACAUAUGAAAAUCCCUCCGAUGACCAAUACGCAUUCUUGAGCCCGGUUGGGGAGAUUCUUACGCCUACGCAUGUAUCCCCAAACCCCAAUUCCUAUCCUUUUGGGGAACAAAGCUCGCCGCCACUCAAUAACCAUAUUGUUCCCCCGCCUGGGCUUGGGCCUCCUGUUGCAAACGGAGCUGAUCUGCUCCGAUCGUCCUCGGCUCAGUCAUAUACCCCAAGGCCCACCAUACCCAGCAUACCCAGCAUCUGGAAUCUAGGAAGAGAUAAUGCUUCUCCCAGAACCCCUCCAGGUCUAGGCCCACAAGCGCUGGUUGGCCAGCAAGCUCCGCUGCAUUCCAUGGCUGCUGGAAGUGGCAUGUCAUCUGAACGCUCACCGUCCCAAGAUCAACUUGCAAAUGAGUUGAUGCUUCGGCAGCACCUCUUGGCGCAGAGCCACCAGAGCCAAUUCUCUAAUUCGGUAGAUGUAGGAUCAAUGCCCACGCCAUGGCCAUCGUCCAACAUGUCUUCUGCACAGUCCCGUCCCACUGGUAACGGCUGGGACCAUGGUCGAACAACCUUCGGUGCAUUCGAGCUACCAAGUCAAGCACCCUCUAGCAGUAUGGGACAUCCAUCAUGGGCGAACGAAGCUUUCAUCGCCAGCAGCCUUGCUAGCGGAACUCCCUACGGCUCCGGCAUUACAGGCCGCAAGCCCAUAACGCAACUCGGGGCGGUCGGCCAAACGCCACCGUGUGGCCAAGGGGGUUGA
Molecule: messenger RNA, 2640 nt
Organism: Penicillium salamii
Lineage: Eukaryota; Fungi; Ascomycota; Eurotiomycetes; Eurotiales; Aspergillaceae
Source: the annotation of a GenBank genome assembly